GGGAGCUUCUGUUCUGUGUUGUUGCGUAUCCUGUCGAGCUGAGAGAGGAUGGCGGUGCUGAGUUUGCUGGAGAUGGGCUGCUCUUGGCUGGAGAAGGUCGCUGCCGACAGCCCGCUCUCCCUGUUGCUGGCCGCCUCUGCUUUCGUUUUGAGCUUGGGCUACCUGCUGCAGGUCGGCUCCCGGCAGCUGUCCAGCACCGGCCAGAAUUAUCCACCUUACAUUUCAUCAAAUAUCCCCUUUUUGGGGCAUGCAGUUGCAUUUGGGAAAAAUCCUAUCAAAUUUUUGGAAAAUGCUUAUGAAAAAUAUGGGCCUGUAUUUAGCUUCACUAUGGUGGGGAAGACGUUUACAUAUCUUGUGGGUAGUGAUACUGCUGCUCUUCUGUUCAAUAGUAAAAAUGAAGACUUGAAUGCAGAAGAAGUAUAUUCACGGCUAACCACACCUGUCUUUGGCAAGGGAGUAGCUUAUGAUGUACCCAACCCAGUAUUUUUAGAACAGAAGAAGAUGCUUAAAACUGGGCUGAAUAUAAGCCAAUUUAAAAGCCAUAUAUCAAUAAUUGAGAAAGAAACGAUAGAAUAUUUUAAAACUUGGGGAGAGAGUGGAGAAAGAAACUUAUUUGAAGCACUUUCAGAACUAAUCAUUUUGACAGCGAGUCACUGUUUACAUGGGAAGGAAAUAAGAAGCAUUCUUGAUGAGAAGGUAGCGCAGCUCUAUGCCGAUUUGGAUGGGGGAUUUACUCAUGCUGCUUGGCUUUUGCCAGGUUGGCUGCCUUUGCCCAGCUUCAGACGCAGAGAUAGAGCCCACAAUAAGAUAAAGUCCAUUUUUUAUGAAGUCAUUCAGAAACGACGAAAGUCUAUGGAGAGAAACGAUGACAUGCUGCAAACACUGUUGGAUGUUACCUACAAAGAUGGGCGUUGUCUAACAGAUGAUGAAAUUGCUGGGAUGCUUAUUGGGCUGCUGUUGGCUGGUCAGCAUACAUCUUCAACCACUAGCACUUGGCUUGGCUUCUUUUUAGCUAGGGACAAAUCAAUUCAGGAAAGGUGUUACGGGGAACAAAAGGCAGUGUGUGGAGAAGACUUGCCUCCAUUAAACUAUGACCAGCUCAAAGAUAUGACCUUAGUGGACCUUUGCUUAAAAGAAACAUUAAGACUUAGACCACCUAUAAUGACUAUGAUGAGGAUGGCGAAAACUCCCCAGACAGUUGCUGGGUAUACAAUUCCACCUGGUCAUCAAGUUUGUGUAUCUCCCACUGUCAAUCAAAGACUUAAGGAAUGUUGGACAGAAAACUUAGACUUCAAACCAGACCGUUAUCUCCAAGAUAACCCUGCAGCUAGAGAGAAGUUUGCAUAUGUGCCAUUUGGUGCUGGUCGUCAUCGUUGUAUUGGAGAGAACUUUGCUUAUGUACAAAUUAAGACGAUUUGGUCAACUCUUCUCCGUUUAUAUGAAUUUGAUUUGGUAGAUGGAUAUUUUCCUACCAUAAACUAUACAACCAUGAUCCACACACCUAAUAACCCUAUAAUUAGAUAUAAAAGAAGAUCACACAGCGCAACGUAGCUUCUUGCAUCUAAAUAGUAGAGAAGCCUUUCUGUACAAGUUAUGUGAAGACUGUUAAAUGAAGAGGCUGUUCAUUGCCUAGUAUUGUGAAGAAGUGUUGAAUGUUGUGCAGUUGGAGUACUAAGUGAGGGGUUAUUUGUUUUUAUAUAUACCUAUAAUUUCUUACCCUACACUUCUGAUUCUGAAAUGUGAAUAUGUAUUAUAUUUGUGACCUUUAAAUCUAAACUCUUACAAAAUAAUCUUGAGUAGGUUUAGAAGUAACCUACCACAUUUUUUAAGCAAAAAGAUCCAUUAGCAACAUAAUCUGGUGUCCUUCAAAAUACUGGGAUGGAAAAAAUUAAGUUCCAGUAUCACUGACUCCUGUAAUACAAUGGCAAUUUCAGUUUAUCUAAACUGGCACAGUGUAGUGUGCCAAUUAAGCCAAGAAUACUAAUGACAGCCACGUAUCAAAGAAUGGGCUAGUGUAUUUUCCAGAAAUGACAUUCUGUCUGUUGCUUCUAAACAAACUUUAUAGCCUUAAGUUCAGAAUCUUCCAUGAAGAGCAAUCUUACUGCCAACCUUAUGAUCUAAUAGAAUUUGAGAUUCCUGGUACUUAAUGUGAUUGGCCCUUUAUAAUAAAGAGGUAGAUUCAGGUAUCACAUAAUAUAUUUUCUAUAGCACAUGCCAGCUCAAAGCCAGGAGGGAUAAAGAAUAGAUAUGACACACCUACAAGACUAAAUAAAUGAUCUGCAAAGAGAACCAGCUAGCUUCUCCAACACCUGUUACAUGUAGCAUGACUUGUUUAAGGAGUAGCAAUUAGACAUGUAGAAUGUUAGUUGUAUUUAUCAGAAUCUAUUAAUGGAAAACAUUUGUGGCUUGACCCACUGGAAUUUCAGUAAAGUUUUUAAUUAAA
Molecule: messenger RNA, 2443 nt
Organism: Rhineura floridana
Lineage: Eukaryota; Metazoa; Chordata; Lepidosauria; Squamata; Rhineuridae
Product: lanosterol 14-alpha demethylase
Exons: 10
Coding region: 49-1551 (500 amino acids)
Molecular function (GO): monooxygenase activity; iron ion binding; heme binding
Source: RefSeq, a predicted model, not a curated record